Lactuca virosa is the source of this 408-nucleotide messenger RNA. Lineage: Eukaryota; Viridiplantae; Streptophyta; Magnoliopsida; Asterales; Asteraceae. The record is from the annotation of a GenBank genome assembly.
AUGAAUGAAGGGAUGAUUAAUCUCGAAUCUACUGCCACAACUUCCAUUGUAACUUCAACAGCUUUACCACCACCAUUAUCAACCAUUCCUACUUUUGUUUCUGUUUCUACUGUCUUGGAUGAUGAAAAUUUCAUGGUUUCGUUUGUAGAGCUUCAAUUCAAUCUAGAAGAAAAUGAUAUUCCUGAUGAACUCAUCAUGUCAAGUAAGCAUUUCAUGAUUCUGAACUCAAAGAUCAAUUAUCUUCUUCAAAUUACAGGUGAUACUGGAGGGAGAAAUUAUGUAACUGGGGUUGAGAUGGAUUAUUUGUUGAAAGAUCAACAAUCACAAUUGUGGAAUUUGAUUGAGGGUGUUGAGCAGAAACAAGAAGAACGAUUGGCUACUCAUCAAAGUGUUUUAAUUAUGAGAUGA